This is a messenger RNA of Cynocephalus volans (Philippine flying lemur), 1420 nucleotides long. It is a transcript of the gene GCNT4, whose product is annotated as glucosaminyl (N-acetyl) transferase 4. The record is from RefSeq and is a predicted model, not a curated record. Gene Ontology annotation, molecular function: acetylglucosaminyltransferase activity. Gene Ontology annotation, cellular component: membrane. The coding region runs from base 53 to 1420 and encodes 455 amino acids. NCBI's taxonomy places the organism in Eukaryota, Metazoa, Chordata, Mammalia, Dermoptera, Cynocephalidae. The transcript is spliced from 2 exons.
GUGGAAGAAGGGGAAAGAAGAACAAAAUGGCAUCGCUCCCACCUAAAUCAGAAUGAAGAUAUUCAAAUGUUGUUUUAAAUACUCCUUACAGCAGAAAGUUUUCAUCCUGUUUUUAACCCUAUGGCUGUUCUCCUUGUUAAAACUUCUGAACGUGACUAGAUUCCUCUUCCCUCCAAGAGGCAUUUACUUGGUGGAGUACUCCUUAAGUACCUCUCCUUUUGUAAGAAAUAGAUACACUCACGUUAACGAUGAAGUCAGGUAUGAAGUUAACUGUUCAGGUAUCUAUGAACAGGAGCCUUUGGAAAUCGGCAAGAGUCUGGAAAUAAGAAGAAGAGACAUCAUCGACUUGGAGGAUGAUGAUGUCGUGACAAUGACCAGUGAUUGUGACAUCUAUCAGUCUCUAAGAAGGUACAAUCAAAAGCUCGUGUCAAGGGAGGAGAAAAGCUUCCCAAUAGCCUAUUCUUUGGUUGUCCAUAAAGAUGCAAUUAUGGUUGAAAGGCUUAUCCAUGCCAUAUACAAUCAGUACAAUAUUUACUGCAUUCAUUAUGACCGAAAGUCACCUGAUACCUUCAAAGUUGCCAUGAACAAUUUAGCCAAGUGCUUCUCCAAUAUUUUCAUUGCUUCUAAAUUAGAGGCUGUGGAAUAUGCUCACAUUUCUAGACUCCAAGCUGAUUUGAAUUGCUUGUCAGACCUUCUCAAGUCUUCAGUUCAGUGGAAAUAUGUUAUCAACUUGUGUGGGCAAGAUUUUCCCCUGAAGUCGAAUUUUGAAUUGGUGUUGGAGUUGAAGAAACUCAAUGGAGCAAAUAUGUUAGAGACAGUGAAACCCCCUAACAGUAAAAUGGAAAGAUUCACUUUCCACCAUGAGCUCAGACGGGUGCCUUACGAAUAUGUGAAGCUGCCAGUAAGGACCAACAUCUCCAAGGAAUCCCCUCCUCAUAACAUUGAGAUAUUUGUUGGCAGUGCUUAUUUUGUUUUAAGUCAGCCAUUCAUUACAUAUGUUUUCAACAACUCUUUCGUUAAAGACUUUUUUGCGUGGUCUAAAGAUACAUACUCUCCUGAUGAGCACUUUUGGGCUACCUUAAUUCGGGUACCAGGAAUACCUGGGGAGAUUUCCAGAUCAGCCCAGGAUGUGUCUGACCUACAGAGUAAGACCCGCCUUGUCAAAUGGCAUUAUUACGAAGGCUUUUUCUACCCCAGUUGUACCGGCUCUCACCUUCGAAGUGUGUGUAUUUAUGGAGCUGCAGAAUUAAGGUGGCUUAUAAAAGAUGGACAUUGGUUUGCUAAUAAAUUUGAUUCUAAGGUCGACCCUAUCUUGAUUAAAUGCUUGGCAGAAAAGCUUGAAGAACAACAGAGAGAGUGGAUCACUUUGUCUUCAGAAAAGUUAUUUAUGGAUAGAAAUCUCACAGUCACAUCAUUAUAG